AUGGGCCUUCUGGAGAAAAUCGAUGACGUCGUCGAAUCUAUCGCCGACUACCGCUUGGGAGGAUACCAUCCCGUUCACCUCCACGACCUCUUCAAUGAGCGAUACGAGAUCACUGGGAAGUUAGCGCAUGGUCAGACUUCAACGGUGUGGCUUGCCUGGGACCAGAGGCUCGAACAGCAGGUGGCAUUAAAGAUCGUAAAGGCAGACGCUUCGCGGGAUAACAAGGAGCUGGAAAUCCUACUUUACCUGUCGAAUCCAGAUCUGGACCAUCCCGGGAAAAGGCAUGUGAUAAAACUACUGGAUCAUUUCGAGCAUCGUGGUCCGAAUGGUAUUCAUCUGUGCCUUAUAUUUCCAGUGCUGGUAUCCGAUGGCAAGGAGAUGGUUCUCGCGGGUAAACCGCGCCAGUACAGCAGUAGGGCUCAGGGAAUUUUUGAUGAAACAGACCCUUCUAUGCUUCUCGUCCAAUUGGGUGAUCUGGGCGGAGCUGCAUGGAGUGGUCAGUGCCCCGAGCGGCCAGUAACAUUGAUUCCAUUGCGGGCACCAGAAUUGGUCCACCGGAGUGAAUGGGAUUUUAAGAUUGACAUAUGGACCCUGGGUUGCCUGCUCUUCGAAUUGGCGACAAAUGAGCCCCUAUUUUCCGUGCCUUGUCUGGGUCUCACUGCAGAGCAAAUAGACCAGGAGCACAAAAUCCUCAUCGACCAGAUAAUUGGCGAAAGCAGCCAAAUGCUUGAGUCGUUUGCCUUCUUCCUGCUAGAAAGGCUUCGGGCCAAUCCCCAAGUCACGAGGAGACCGCAUAACCUUGUCUCAUUUCUUUGCUCGAUGCUACAGAGAGACCCUCGGGCACGAAAAUCAGCUGCCGAGUUACUGAAGGAUCCCUGGAUGAUGGGGGAGAAAUUUUGGUAG
Messenger RNA from Aspergillus tanneri, 903 nucleotides. RefSeq lists its product as uncharacterized. NCBI's taxonomy places the organism in Eukaryota, Fungi, Ascomycota, Eurotiomycetes, Eurotiales, Aspergillaceae. Gene Ontology annotation, biological process: protein phosphorylation; spliceosomal complex assembly; regulation of mRNA processing. The coding region runs from base 1 to 903 and encodes 300 amino acids. The transcript is spliced from 5 exons. Gene Ontology annotation, molecular function: protein kinase activity; ATP binding. The record is from RefSeq and is a predicted model, not a curated record.